Messenger RNA from Rangifer tarandus platyrhynchus (Svalbard reindeer), 1260 nucleotides. The record is from the annotation of a GenBank genome assembly. NCBI's taxonomy places the organism in Eukaryota, Metazoa, Chordata, Mammalia, Artiodactyla, Cervidae.
AUGUUUGGAACCCAGCUGACAGUCCUGAGCAGCCCUGUCCAUCUCCGCAACAGCACAGUAGGGCCGGCUGCACCUGAGAUCCCUGACUGUGAAGGAUCACUAACACCCCACCCUGAGCUACAGAGAAUGCAGGGCUUGCUCGCUCAGCUGGGGCUGUGGACGACACUGUUGCAGAACAUGACUGUCGACUCCGAUUGGUAUUACUGGCUCCUUCACGAGAUCAGGAGCCCCAGUGAUCGGUGCCGGGGAUGUCCACCCAGGACACGUGAUGUGCUGGCACUGUGGGGGGACACGCCCAGGGGUCUUUCAGGAACCUCGCACAGGUCCACACAGAAGACUUGCUCUUCGACAUCGUUGAGCUUUGAGCAGGGUGCUCUAGCGGGCUGCACUGAGCUGGUCUGGAAGGACCUGGAAGCUGCCCCGUGUCCUGUCUGCAGUCCUGGAUAUGCCAGCGUGGACGUGCAGAGGCCGACAGUGUCGCCGUCAGGGACCGUCCUGCCGGCCCGCGAAGCCAGCCCCGCCUCUGAAGGGGCGUCGAGCAUGUGUAUCGAGCGCCUUUUGGUUCCAGACACGCUGCGUGACACAGAUGUGUCAGUGAGAUUCUGGGUUACAAAGAGCAGGAACGACUUUGGAAUAACUCUGCCUAAAAGAGAGGGAACGGACUGGAGGGAUGGUCAGCAGCUCACAGAGCUGCCCAAGGGGCUAGAGAGCGGCGGAGGGAAAGCGGGCAGGAUGGAGGAGACCGGGGGCCAAGCCGCAGGCGGGACGGUCUCCAGGGCCCACACGCCCCUGCUCCGCGUGCCGCGGAAAAAACGCAAGAGGGGAGCUUUGCCUGCUGAUGAGAAGAAAUCACUCGACCCGGCGGUUCUGCGGCACCGGCGUGAGCCUGGCGGCUUCCCAUCGGGCUCCCUCCUCCCCCCGCUGCUGGGGGUGUCAGGGGCCCGCGGUGCACGGAGCCCCCCAGCAGCAGGUUCUCAGGCCCAGCAGUGGAGAGUGACAGGACGCCACAACGUGGAGGUGGUGGGCGCAGGUUGCCAUGACAACACAGCUGCCGCCUCCCUCCCCGAGCUUCAAGAGCAGGGUGUGGGACAGAAACUGGACCUGCACUCUGGGGUGACAGACACCCUGACCUUCACGGCACGAAUUGUGCCGACACACCAGGGAGGUGCCCAGAGCUCGAUGGCAAGCACAGCUCGGGGGGCUGUUAACCGGGCCGGCAGGUACCGGGCGUUCCUGGCGAGGCUGGGCUGCGGGCCGUGA